Messenger RNA from Anoplopoma fimbria (sablefish), 1254 nucleotides. RefSeq names its product mitochondrial transcription termination factor 4 (gene mterf4). Gene Ontology annotation, molecular function: double-stranded DNA binding. The coding region runs from base 108 to 1133 and encodes 341 amino acids. The transcript has 4 exons. NCBI's taxonomy places the organism in Eukaryota, Metazoa, Chordata, Actinopteri, Perciformes, Anoplopomatidae. Gene Ontology annotation, biological process: regulation of DNA-templated transcription. The record is from RefSeq and is a predicted model, not a curated record.
UGAGCGCCCUAGAACUGUACACACUUCUCAUUAUUCAAGCAGAUCACAGCGGAACCUUUAUCCUCUAUAGACGCUGAACGGCGGACGUAUUUGUACGACGGACAAGCAUGGGUACCCGACUUGCUGCACGUCAGAUUCUUCGGUGGACCGUGAUAAAUGCCACCUCCUCUGUCUUCAGACCUCUUCAGUUUGGGAGCUGUCACCUCCAGCCUCUAUGCACCGGGUGCAGGUUGUUCUGUUCCUCCACCAGCCAGAAAACUCUGCGACCAACGCAACACAGCCAUGAUCUCAGUGUUCAACCCAGUAGUCCAGUCACAGAGCUGUCCCUGUGCUCUCUGGUCGAUAUGGGAUUCACAGACUCCCAGGCACAGCAGAUACAUGAAUACACGUCCAAAUUCAAAGGAGGAGGUGCUGCCAAACACGCUCUGUCAACUCUCACGGCUCUGUUUGUCUUGGGCCUCAAUCCUUCCAGUGUGAUGAAACUGCUGGAGAAAUGUCCUGAACUUUACACUGUCAAGGAAUCACAGCUCCAGCGGCGCAUAGGCAACAUGCGGAAAUUAGGUUUAGUUGAAGGCAGUCUUCAGAGAGUGGUGUCCCAUUACCCCCAGAUCCUGAUCGUGCCUAUGAAGGCAGUCAAAAGUGUGGUGAUGUUCCUCAGAGAGAAGUGCCUGUUUACCGUCCAGCAAGUCACAGACAUCCUCCGAGAUAGUCCGGCCAUAGUCUCUGAGAACAUGGUUCAGCUGGAGUACAAGUUUCAGUAUGUCUACUUCCGGAUGGGUAUCAAACAGGCGGAGAUGGUGAAGUCCAGGUUGUUUCGUUUCACCCUGGACGAGGUGCGCUGUCGACACUGUUUUCUGGAGCGCAGGGGCCUGUAUCAAACCCCAGACAAGAAAGGCCAGACGAUCAUCAUCAACCCAAAACUGGACAGCAUCCUCGUCUUUGACAAGGACAUAUUUCUCACAGAUGUAGCCAAUGCGUCAGCAGAGGAGUAUGAAGUAUUUAGCAAAAUGCUGGCAAAAGAAUGGCAGGAAGAGGAGAGGCAGCAUGGCAGCAUUGAAGCCGAUAGUGUGAUGAUGAUGAUGAUGAUGAGGCAGAGGAGGAUGAGGAGACUGGAGGGAAAGGUGGAUACAUGAAGAGGAGAAAGAAAUGACAGAGAACUGUGGGAGGGACUGAGAAAACUUAUUUAAAGAGGGAGUGGUAGGAUUAGAGAAAAUGAUAUAUCUGAUGGUGAUAAAUUAACCAAUAAAAUGUUUC